CAUUGGUCAAUGGAAAGCUAAGCCUAAACAACUUUGUUUCAAAAAUUGUAACAAAGAUAACAACCUGUCUAACAUGAUUGUUUUGAAUGUCAAACAUAUCACAUCAUUCUCAAGAGAGAACAUUCAUAUGAACCUUUGGAUUUGUGAGCUAUGAAAGAACUAAAUAGUGUUCCAGAAAGAGAUGUUGCCUAUACUGAUUCUUUGCAACAGCUUCCAAUUAUUGACCUUAGCAAAUUAUUGUCUGAAGAUGUGAAGGGGGCUGAAUUGGAGAAGCUUGGUGUUGCAUGCAAAGAAUGGGGUUUCUUUCAGCUGAUUAAUCAUGGACUUAGCUUGGCAUUAGUAGAAGACAUAAAGUUAGGUGCUGAAGAAUUGUUCCAUCUUUCAAUGGAAGAAAAGAGUAAGCUUUGGCAGAAACCAGGAGAUAUGGAAGGGUUUGAUAAAAUGGUUGAAGUGGCUAAAGAUGAGCCAUCAGAUUGGGUAGAUUCCUUCUACAUUUUCACACUUCCUUCCCAAUUAAGGAAGCUUCACUUAUUCCCUAAUCUACCACUUCCAUUCAGGGAAAACUUAGACGCUUAUUGUAGAAAGAUCAGAGAGCUUUCCAUCAACAUUAUGGUUCUUAUCGGGAAAUCUCUUGACGUAAAAUCACAUGAUAUUAAAGAGUCACUAGGAGAAGGUGGCCAAUCAGUUAGGAUAAACUACUAUCCUCCUUGUCCUCAACCAGACAAUGUCAUUGGCCUUAAGGCUCACACUGAUGGCUCUGCCCUUACAAUCCUUUUCCAAAACAACGAAGUCGAAGGACUCCAAAUAAAAAAAGACGGAACAUGGAUCAGCGUUAAGCCUCACCCAAAUGCUUUCAUCGUUAGUCUUGGAGAUGUUAUGGAGGUAAUGACAAAUGGUAUAUAUAAGAGCACUACGCAUAGAGCCAUAGUAAAUUCGGACAAAGAGAGACUAUCUGUGGCUACUUUUUAUGGUCCAGAAUGGUGUGGAAAUAUAGGUCCAUUAUCAUGCCUUGUAACUCAAGAAACACCACCAUUGUUCAAAACUAUUGGUGUAGCUGAUUUUUACAAGGGAUAUCUUUCACCUGAGCAUAAAGGGAAAUCAUAUAUUAAUGAUGUUUUGAGAAUCCAAAAUGAAGACAUGAAAGACUAGCUUUUUAAGUUGAAUCUGUUUGUGAUUAUGAAGAAAAUAAUAAUGUAAUUCUUGACUUGGAGUGUGAGUGGUUUGUAGUAAGAAUUCUUGGCAUUUCAAAUACAUGUAUUAGUUGAUCAUCACAAGAUUUGGAGUAUGAGUGCUUUGAAGUAAGAAUUACUCAAUAUCCUCUUGAUGAAUACUAAUUAAGAAUAUUAGUGAACUUUAUUUACUUUUUUUUUAAUAUAGAUAAAAUAAUUGUGAUUCUUUA
Messenger RNA from Lathyrus oleraceus (garden pea), 1399 nucleotides. Its product is annotated as protein SRG1. Bases 151 to 1149 code for a protein of 332 amino acids. The transcript is spliced from 4 exons. The record is from RefSeq and is a predicted model, not a curated record. NCBI's taxonomy places the organism in Eukaryota, Viridiplantae, Streptophyta, Magnoliopsida, Fabales, Fabaceae.